UUGUGCGCAUGUGUGCGUUGUGCUCUAAACUAGUAUUGACGUUGACAAUUUGUAGUUGAUAUUUAAUAGAAAUCUAACGAAACGACAGUUGUGGGUGUUUCCCAAGAUAAAAGUUUCACAUUCCAUAACAUUAUUGAGUUUGUCAGUAUUUAAUAUACUUAUUAGACAAAAUGGAUGCAUUUGGUGACAACUUUGUCAAUGAUCAAGAAGUAGAUCCAGUAGCAGAAUUUGUAGCAAGGGAACAAGACCAAUUAGCAGGGCUUGAGAAUGAAAUUCCACCAGUUUCUAUAUCUACUCCUGCAAUAGCACCUAAUACAGAUGUUGGUCCAGGUGGUGAUGCCGAAGGUAGUUUUGAAAUAAUAGAUGCUAUUGGACAAGCUCCUGAAAUACAAGUACCUCCAGUAAUAGAAGCUGCAUCUAAACCUGCACCUGUGAAAGAAGAACCUGAGAAAAUACGAAAAUGGAGAGAAGAACAAAAAGCUAGACUAGAGGAAAAAGAUGCAGAAGAAGAAAAGAAAAAAGAAGAGUGGAGAGAAGCUGCAAGGAAUGAAUUAGAAGAAUGGUAUAAACAUCAUGCAGAAGCAAUUAGUAAAACAAAAACUACAAACAGGGAAUCAGCCAAGAAUGCAGAAAAACAAUUUGUAGCAGAAGCUGAUGAAGUGGAGCCAGGUACUGAAUGGGAACGAAUUGCAAAACUUUGCGAUUUUAAUCCCAAAUCUUCCCGAACUUCAAAAGAUGUUUCCCGAAUGCGUUCAAUUAUUUUGCAAUUAAAACAAACUCCACCGGCUCCAGGCAGUCUUUGAUUAAAUUAAUAACUUGGUAUGGAGUAUAGAUAUAUAUAUAUAUAUAUAUAUAUACACACACACAUAUAUAUAUAAAUAUACUAUCAAAUGAAAGAAAAGUAUAUGCAAGUUACAAUAAUAUCAUUUAAAAAAAAGAUCAUACUUGAUCUGUUAAGUGAAAAUGUAAUGUUAUUGUGAAUAAAGAUUAUUGAUAGUAAA
Eufriesea mexicana is the source of this 1001-nucleotide messenger RNA. It is a transcript of the gene Clc, whose product is annotated as clathrin light chain. Gene Ontology annotation, biological process: intracellular protein transport; clathrin-dependent endocytosis. Gene Ontology annotation, molecular function: structural molecule activity; clathrin heavy chain binding. NCBI's taxonomy places the organism in Eukaryota, Metazoa, Arthropoda, Insecta, Hymenoptera, Apidae. Bases 171 to 803 code for a protein of 210 amino acids. The record is from RefSeq and is a predicted model, not a curated record. The transcript has 7 exons. Gene Ontology annotation, cellular component: clathrin coat of trans-Golgi network vesicle; plasma membrane; synaptic vesicle membrane.